This is a messenger RNA of Sesamum indicum (sesame), 2537 nucleotides long. RefSeq names its product zinc finger protein GAI-ASSOCIATED FACTOR 1. NCBI's taxonomy places the organism in Eukaryota, Viridiplantae, Streptophyta, Magnoliopsida, Lamiales, Pedaliaceae. Gene Ontology annotation, cellular component: nucleus. Gene Ontology annotation, molecular function: DNA-binding transcription factor activity. The record is from RefSeq and is a predicted model, not a curated record.
GUUACAGAAAGCCCCAAUUCCAACCAUGGUUACCUACCCGCCGCUACUUUGAUUUCACCAUAGUAAACAAGCUUUGUUUAAUCAGUGAUGACUCCUACUACUAUUACCAAUAAACAAUUCAGUUCAAAUCUCUCUUUUUGUUGUUUUCUCUCUCUAGCUAGAUACCAACAAACGGGAAUACUAGUACAGACAAAUUAAUUUCUCUUGUUAGUAGUAGUAGAAAGCAAGAAAUCAGUGUUUGAAGCAGCCGUCGUGUUUGAUGAACAUGGGGAGCUUCACCGGAGUUGGUCGCUGCUGCUGAGUUGAACCGGCGUUCCCUUUUUUUGUUUCGUUCGAGAGAGGAGUUUGUUUAUUUUUCUUUGGGAUUUUCGAGGGACUUUAAGUUUUUGUUAGAUUUUGCUACGAAAUCAUCCUUCUUUUUGAGGAAGAGAGACGAUUUCCGAGAUAUUUAUAUUAUAUAUAUAUGUAUAUUUUAGCUUUUUAGCUUCUGGGCUCAAACUUCUUUGCUUUCUUACAAAAGAGUUGUUGGUAGAAUGGUCCGUCUUUUUCAGCUGAGUUGAAGUUUUAUGGUAUUUGAUGUAGUUAUGGGAAUAGCUUCAGCUUUUUUGCUGCAUUGAUUUUGAGUUGAAGUUAUAAAGUCUUGAGCAUGCAAGAAACCAUGGUGGAAAUUGAGAAUUCCUCACCGUUAUCAGUGUCGCCGGCUUCUGGAGAAGCCCAUAUUCUCACAGUUGAUAAUCAAAUAAAAGCUGAUCAAUCAGCAGAAACAAUCCUGCAGCCCACCAAGAAAAAACGAAGUCUUCCCGGAAUGCCUGAUCCGGACGCAGAAGUGAUUGCGUUAUCACCCAAAACAUUACUCGCUACAAACAGAUUUGUAUGUGAGAUCUGCAACAAAGGCUUCCAACGGGACCAGAACCUACAGCUUCACCGGCGGGGCCACAACCUGCCGUGGAAACUCCGGCAGAGAACCAGUAAAGAUAUAAGAAAGCGGGUUUAUGUCUGCCCGGAGCCCACUUGCGUUCAUCAUGAUCCCUCGAGAGCCCUCGGUGAUCUCACCGGAAUCAAGAAACAUUUCUGCCGGAAACAUGGCGAGAAGAAGUAUAAGUGCGAGCGGUGCUCCAAGAAAUACGCAGUUCAGUCCGACUGGAAAGCCCACAUGAAAACUUGCGGAACUCGCGAGUAUCGUUGUGAUUGUGGGACUUUGUUUUCCAGGAGGGAUAGUUUUAUAACGCAUAGAGCGUUCUGCGAUGCGUUGGCUCAGGAGAGUGCGAGGUCUCAGCCUUCGGUGCUGCCGACUUCAGGCGGAGAUAUGAAGGUUAAGUUGGUUGAGCCUCCGCCACCUGCGGCUUCCAGUCCGCCGCCGCCGCCGCUUACUCCGUCGACCGGUGUGUUGUCUCCGGUUUUGUCCAUUCGAAGUUCUGCAGCAGAAUUGCCGGAAAAUCACUCUGCCAACUUUCCACCACCACCACCAGGACCAGCAGCUUUAACAAGUUCCAUUGCCACCACCAUCACCACUACUACUCCAGCUAUAGCCACGGCCACAGCCACAGUCACCACCAGCAGCUGUUCCACCUCCGGCAGCAAUGUCCCCGGCAACGGGACAGUUUUUGCCCAUACAUUCAGCUCAUCAGCUUCGGGACUUGGUCAAUCAUCACAGGAACCAGCAUCUUACUCCAGCAUACUCUGUGCAAUGGCUGGAUCACACCAGCCCGCCGUUGACCCAAUGUCACUCUCAUUGUCUUCACCUUUCCACAGCCCAUCGCCUCUAUUCUCAGCCACGUCUCAAAGUCCUCAACCGCACUAUGUGUCGAGGCCGCAGCCAGCACUAUCCGCAACCGCAUUGCUGCAGAAAGCGGCUCAGAUGGGUGCAACAUCAUCCAAUCCUUCAUUCCUCCGUGGCCUCGGGUUGGCUCUGCCGUCUCCAUCCGACCCACAAGAGAAUACUUCAACCAUGGCUUCUACCUCGUCAACCACCCCAACACAUUGGAGCAGCAGUGUGAAGCUUGAAAACAACUCGCUCGCAUCCGGGCUCGGCCUCGGGCUUCCAUCUAGCGGAUCUUCAAGUUUGAAUGAACUGAUGAUGACCCCAUCAACUCUAUUCGGCAACAAGCCCGCGACCCUCGAUUUUCUCGGGCUAGGAAUGGGAGCAGGUGAAGCCUCACCGGGGGGUUUCUCUGCCUUCUUGAGCUCAAUUGGUGGUCGUCUCAACAUGGCAACAACUGCUUCGUUCCCCGGUGUGAGACCGGCCGGAGAGACAUGGAACGACUCGCCCGAGCGAAAGCCUUCCAUGCUAUAGUUGGUCACUUAAGUCGACGUCAUCUCGGUUUCCGGGUGUGCUGCUACCGGAAUUGAUGCUCAGAUUUCACAGGUGAAGUCACUCUUCCCCACUUUGAAUUUGAGUUGGGGAGUUGUGUAUAAGAAGUCUCUUUGAUUUUACUGUAUGCUUUUUUACUUCACAGUUAGUAUGUAAAAAUGCAACUGCGCUUCAAGUGUAUUAUACCUCAACAGAUUACUUGAAGUGAAAAUCCAAUUUUCAAACA